AGGAGAUUGUUGGGCGGUUUCUAAGGCAACUCCGCUUGGGUUAGCCCUCGUUUUCGUCGCGCCCCUUUCUGCCAUUGGCUCCUCCCCCUCUGGCGUCGCUGUCGCUGCUGCUGCUGCUGUUGCCGGCAGUUAAGAUGGCGGCCUUCAGCGCCGAGACAGACCUGGUCACGGGCUGGUGCCUCUUCGGUCUCGCUUUGCUGGUCAUUCUGGCUUUCUGCUGGGUUUAUGUCCGCAAGUACCAAAGUAGACGGGAAAGUGAAGUGGUUUCUACUAUAACAUCUAUUUUUGCCCUGGCAAUUGCCCUUAUUACAUCAGCACUCCUCCCAGUGGACAUAUUUCUAGUUUCUUAUGUGAAGAAUCAAAAUGGGACCUUCAAGGACUGGGCUGAUGGAAACGUUACCAGACAAAUUGAAGACACAGUAUUGUAUGCAUAUUAUACACUGUAUUCCAUCAUAUUGUUCUGUGUAUUCUUGUGGAUCCCCUUUGUCUACUUCUUCUUUGAGGAGAAAGAUGAAGAUGAUGGAGACACCUUCUCGCAAAUCAAAACUGCAUGCAAGUAUACGCUAGGAUUCCUUCUGGUCUGCACCAUUCUUCUGGUAAUUGGAGCCUUUGUUCCACUGGAUAUUCCCAACAAGAAAAAUUCAACAGAGUGGGAAAAAGUGAAGCUUCUGUUUGAAGAACUUGGAAGUAGUCAUGGUUUGGCUGCCCUAUCCUUUUCUAUAAGUUCCUUGACUCUUAUUGGAAUGAUGGCUGCUAUUACUUACACAGCUUAUGGCAUGUCUGCAUUGCCUCUGAAUCUAAUAAAAGGAACGAGAAACGCUAGUUAUGAACGCUUGGAAAAUACUGAAGAUAUUGAAGAGGUUGAACAAAAUAUACAAAGGAUUAAAUCAAAGUGUAAAGAUGGUCGGCCUUUAUCAUCUCGGGACAGGCGGGCACUGCAACAACUCGAGGAGAGACUAAGAGCCCUGCGAAGGAGAGGCCGACGUCUAGAAUAUAUUGAGAAGAGCUGUUGGUCAAGGUUCUGUGGAGCUAUAAGGCCAUUAAAAAUUGUGUGGGGAGUAUUUUUCAUCCUUGUUGCUCUGCUGUUUACAAUCUCCCUCUUCUUGUCAAACUUGGAUAAAGCACUGCAUUCAGCUGGCAUAGACUCUGGAUUUAUAAUAUUGGGAACAAAUUUGACGAAUCCACUGAAUAUGCUUUUACCUGUUCUACAAACUGUAUUUCCCCUUGAUUAUAUCCUCAUUACUACUAUCAUCAUGUACUUUAUCUUCACCUCAAUGGCAGGAAUUCGAAACAUGGGUAUAUGGUUCUUCUGGAUAAGGCUAUACAAGAUCAGGCGGGGGAGGACACGGCCACAAGCUCUUCUCUUUCUCUGCAUGAUACUCCUGUUGAUUGUUCUUCAUACCAGCUAUAUGAUCUACAGUCUAGCCCCUCAGUAUGUUAUGUAUGGAAGCCAAAAAUAUUUCGUUCAGAAUAAUAUGACACUUGAUGGCCACUUGGCAAAUGUGACAACAUAUGAGCCUAAAGUCUGUGAUGCAGAUGCCCCAGAAGACCAGUGCACUGUUACUCGGACAUACUUAUUCCUUCACAAAUUUUGGUUCUUCAGUGCUGCAUAUUACUUUGGAAACUGGGCUUUUAUUGCAGUCUUUUUAAUUGGGUUAAUUGUGUCAUGCUGCAAAGGGAAAAAAUCUGUCAUAGAAGGUGAAGUGGAUGAAGAUGAUUCAGAUACCAGUGAUGAUGAACCAUCGCUCUAUUAUGGUUGAAAGCCCUUGGUCCUGAAGGUUGAAGCAUGCAGCAUAAAACUGUGAAAAUUGUCAUUUUGAUUUGAACUUUUCUCUGCCCUUGAAAGAAGUUCACACUUUUGCCAAUGUUAAUAUGAGGGACAGGUGAUACAGCACAGAAUUGGGAAAUGGGAUCUUUUGAGUGUAUUAUUGUAUUAUAGCAAAUGUACAUAUAUAGCUACAAAAGAGCUGAUUUUUAUGAAGGAAUGAUUAAAAAGUAUUAUUUUUUUGAGUAUAUCCUCCUGAUAUUGUAGCGUGUUCUUUAAUUUAGUUGGCUUUUUGUUGCUAGUCUUCUUUAGUUUUACUUUAAGUCUCAUUUACUUCGACAUGGUUGAAAUACGUAUAUUCAAACUGAUUAAUGUAUAGAAAUCUAAAUUAUUAAAGUUGCCGAUACCUGUUAAUAUACACCUAAAAUGCGCAUGACAGUAACUUUAGUGACUGCUGGGUUCCCAGAAAUGUUGGAUUACUUUUGAUGAUUUCAGUGAGUAACUAAGUAAAAACAGUAGGCCUUUUCAGGCAGUUUCUCGCCAUCUCGUGACUGAGGGCAGGUUCAGGUGUUACCUCAGCAUGUCCUGCCCUCUGGGAACCUGACAUCAAUAAGUGAAACUUCAAGCCAAUGACAGAGCUUGGGUUCCUUGAGGGGAGUAGGGCAGGAUAUGCCGAGGUUGGCUUUUUUGUCCAAACCCACCAAUCUCAGUAUAUCAGAACCCACAACUGCAGUAGAGGCUUGCAGUGGGGAGCACACGAUGUGGCGGUGGCAACCUCAGAUGCCGCUCUUACAUCUCAAACCUCUCUGAAUUGUAGGUCUAAGGGUCGCUCACUCCUGCUCCCUCCUUAAGCCAUGUAUACAAUAGAAUUGCUCUUGAAAGCAUCUAUUUUUAAUACAAAGCCUCCUCUAACCCUUGUAUUGCAAUCCUACAUUCAGAGAAAACAUGGCAUUGCCUAAACUGUUGAAAUUUGGUAUUAUCAUUUUGUUCCACAUUUAUAAUUAAAUAUAAUGCAUAAUUUAAAAUCAUGCCAAUUUUUUUCCUGUAUCAUUUGUAAAAUAAACUUAAUCAGAAUCUUGGCUACAGUUACUUUGUGUUGAGAUUUUUAGACUUCUUAAACAAGAACUUAAAUUCUUGUUUGAUUUAAACAAUUUAAAACAUCUAAUUUUCAACUUUUUUGGAAAAAAAGUUUGAAACUUUUUUGAAUCAAAAACAAGCUAUUUAAUCUUCACUGUUCAUUGACUUAUUAUUCCUUAAAAAUUUAAAUGUAUAGUUAACAAAACACUUGUGAAUGAAUAUUUCCAUAUUGCAGCUAUUGUGUGUAUGUAGCUCCAUGAAAUACUUCUGCCAUAGUUUUGGCUGGACAUUGCAUUUUUAAUUAUCCUAAAUAAUGCAAGCAUAACAGCAUUUGUGCACACAAUCCUCCCUGCUCUCUCCUCCUAGGGCAGAUCCCUCAGUACCCUAGAAAGCUACUCCUGGGGAUCAGGAGACACUUGGGAACAGUGUAGGAUAAAGCUUGGGUGACUGCAGUGGAUGCAGACACUUUCCAUGAGCAGAUCUCUGCCCACAAAGGUACUUCCAUAGGGCUUCUGGGUAUUUCCACUACAUCCUCCCCUUACCGCAUCCCACACUUUCCUAUGUAACCCUUGGGGACAUAUUCCUGGAAGGUAAAAAGCACUUAUGGACCUAGAGGAAACUGGCAAAAAUUGUUCUCUUUCCCCUUGCAUGUGUGCACCACUACUCUGGAAAACUGACUGAGUUAAGAGCAGCCUCUCCUUACAUGGGGAGGCUCCUGCUGUAUCCUCUGAAUGCUGCUCUGUGUAUCAGCCACUGUGUAUUUGUUUUCUAAUGGUCUUCAAACCUGGUAAAAAGCCAGGUUUAGUUGUUUGUUGGAGGCGCACAAAGGUUUCAUCCUGCUUCUAAUUUUAAUGCUUCUCAGCGCCUUCCUUGUUUCAGUCUCUGUGCCCAAUACAGCCUUCAAUUUUCUAAGUAGCAUGUGUUUAAGAGCAGAAACAAUGCAAAGGACCAGCAUUAAUGGCUUUUUGUUUUUUAAUUUCCUUGCUUAUAAGUGGGCUUCAGUAUUUCUUUGUUUUUAUGUCAUGAUACAGGGAACUUUUCGGCUGUAGUGCCCCUGAAAUUGCCCUAAGUUCCUACAAUUGCCCUACAUUUCAGUGGAUACAACAUGAAAACAUGUUGAUUAGGCAUACUCGGCCAAUAUGUCACUGAUGAAUGCCAGACUUUGGGAGAUUGAAUAAAGUCUUUUCAUUUGAAUUUUUUCUCCAUAAUUGCCUUGGAGUGGCAAAACACAACUUGCACAAAGCCUUUUUAAGCCUAUACAUGUUAUGUACAGCUUUCAAUUUCAUUAGUUUUUGCUCACAAUGGAGUAUCUUCUUUGUGGCACCAGUGACCCUGUGCUAGGGUUAUGUAAUAUAUCAUUUUUGAAAGAAGUGGAUUCUGUAAGAAACUUGCAUAAUGAUACAUGGAACAAAUGUCUUCAAUUGACUCCAUCAUUCCAUAAAACAGUGAGCACAGACUUUCCUAUCCCAAGGACUGGAUGUAGAGUUGGAUCCAAAGAAGCACAAGUGGAAUUCUGAAGUCCCAGCCACACUUGCAGGAUAAAGUGACAAAGAAUAUAAAAUAUUGAAAGACUGAAGCACAUUCAAACUCUGUAUUGAAGUAAUAGCAAGCGAGGAAUUUAUUUGUGAGUUGCCAUUCCGUUAUAUUUUAAAUGUAGCAAUAAAUUGUUUGCAUAUCUCUUUAA
This is a messenger RNA of Hemicordylus capensis (graceful crag lizard), 4526 nucleotides long. It is a transcript of the gene LMBRD1, whose product is annotated as LMBR1 domain containing 1. The coding region runs from base 135 to 1760 and encodes 541 amino acids. The record is from RefSeq and is a predicted model, not a curated record. Gene Ontology annotation, biological process: protein localization to vacuole. Gene Ontology annotation, cellular component: vacuolar membrane. Lineage: Eukaryota; Metazoa; Chordata; Lepidosauria; Squamata; Cordylidae. The transcript has 16 exons.